Trichechus manatus latirostris (Florida manatee) is the source of this 1149-nucleotide messenger RNA. RefSeq names its product mucin-12. The transcript has 11 exons. Lineage: Eukaryota; Metazoa; Chordata; Mammalia; Sirenia; Trichechidae. The record is from RefSeq and is a predicted model, not a curated record. The coding region runs from base 1 to 1149 and encodes 382 amino acids.
AUGCCAGCCAUGUGUGCCCUGCUGCUGGCUCUCCUGCUCUGGGCGCCCAUCACUGCUGUGCAGGGCUUCCUUGGUGACCACUGUGAAUUCUACCCUUCCACAGGGCUGUGUGAGAAUGGAGCCACCUGGGACGGAAUAAAGUGUGUCUGUCAAACAGGCUUCUUUGGUUACCGGUGCCAGGCCCUCUUAGACUCCAUCACCAUAGACACCCCGGAGACAGUCAAUGCCACUGUAGAUGUGCUAGUGAAAGUGACUUACAGGAAUUUCACAAAAGACCUGGAAAACACAUCCUCCAAGGCAUACCGGGAUUUCACGGAACUCUUCAAGAAACGGAUGGAUAAGGUUUACAAGGACCUUCCAGAGUAUAGACACGUGAGCAUUAGGAAACUGAGCAAUGGCAGCAUCAUUGUGGAACACGACGUCAUCCUCGAGACCAACUACACUUCAGAUUUUCAGGACGUGUUUAAAAACCUCACUAAGAUUGUAAAGGCCAAGAUUAUUAAUGAAACCAAAAGUCUGUUGAAUGCUGACAAUUGCCAAGGCACCGAAGUCCUGUGCUAUGACGAGAAGGCCACGGUCGUGGCUGAUACCCCACAACUGAGCUUUGACCCCCAGGAGCAGUGCAUGAAGAAUGUUGCGAAGGACUUUGCCCGGUUCUACUACGUGGAUGAGCUGGAAGGGAAGCUGGCCUGUGUGACCAAAUGUACUGCAGGGACGAAGACACAACUGAACUGUAACGAGGGUACCUGCCAACUGCAGAGAAGUGGCCCCCGCUGCCUGUGCCCGAACACGAACACGUACUGGUACUGGGGACAGACCUGUGAGUGGAGUACUAGCAAGAGCCUGGUGUACGGGAGCAUAGGUGCUGUGGCGGUGAUACUGUUGAUCGUGGUGGUUGCCUUGUCCAUCUUCCUGGGCCUAUCCCGGAGAAAACUGUACAGGCCGGAGUACAAUCUGUCUCGAGAGUGGCAAGCAGAAGAAAUCCCUGGAAGUUUCCAGAACAGAGGCAUUUGGGAAGGUAAGAAUCUGAAAGAGGACAGAUUUGGUCUUGGAUCCACCUACAGCCACUUCCAGCCCUCCCUGGAGAACAUGGACCCCAACAUAGAGCUCCACAUUCAGAGGCCGAAGGUGAUAACAGCAGCUCAGUGA